Messenger RNA from Sciurus carolinensis (gray squirrel), 1387 nucleotides. RefSeq lists its product as uncharacterized. The coding region runs from base 338 to 1387 and encodes 349 amino acids. NCBI's taxonomy places the organism in Eukaryota, Metazoa, Chordata, Mammalia, Rodentia, Sciuridae. The record is from RefSeq and is a predicted model, not a curated record. The transcript is spliced from 6 exons.
UCGUAGACACGCAGACCAUAACUUGUUCAUGAACUUUCUUUUUUUCUUGGUACUGGGGGUUGAACCCAGGGGCUCCUAACCACUGAGCCACAUCCCUGACCUUUCUUAGGUUUUACUUUCGGUUGGGGUUUCUAGGUUGCGUAGGGCCUCACUAAGCUGCGGAGGCUGGUUUGAACGUGGGGUCCUCCUGAUUCCCUCUCUCUCUCUUUCCUGGACCUGGGACACUCUGCGCCUGUCCUCCAGCCGGAGUGCCUGGCCUUUGGACUCCAGGACUCACACCGGGCGGGCCUUCACACUCACGCUCAGACCUUCGGCCUCGGUUUUCCCUUCUAGACAAAUGUUGGUUCGGACACGAACCCUCCGAACCCUCCGACGGUUGGAGAUGAGCCCUCCGAGCGUCCGCGGUGGGCGGGAGUCGUGUCUCUGGCUCCUGGCGGUAUUGGUGGUCAGGCCUCUGCGCCUUCCCGCACAGUCCUCCAUCCAGGAUGCACUUCCCGGCCCCUACUGGACCCACGUCGGUCAGGUCCCUGCCAGUGGAGCCGAUGCUCGGGAGACGGACAACAGAGAAGACUCACGUGGUGCCGGAGCAGCAGCCCCCAUCCCGCCCGCACAGAAGCCCCUUCACGGCGGGCUGGCCGGGAGCGCUGGCAGCGCCGCCCUCGCCUCCUUCCUGCCCGGCCCCCACGCAGAUCCCCAUCCCUGGGCUCCUGCGGCAGCCCAGGGCGGGAGCGCGACGGAGCACAAUGUGGCUCCUUGUUCCCGGCCCAGCCUUCUGGAAUUGGCCCAUUUCCUGCCUGGGCUGCGGGGCGCUUUCCAAGGCAGCCGGGGGGCUCCUGCCGGGGGCUCCCACCACCCAAGGCCGUCCAUGGCCCCGCGCGUGGCCCCUGCGCACCGUCUUCCAGGCUGGACACGCGGGCCUCUGAGCAGUGCUGGCGACAGCGUCUGGACCGGAGCAGGGACACGACAGGAGCGGCUAGCUCUGCCUGUGGGUCCAGAGCCUCCGCAGAGAACUGCAAGGAGUGAGCUCAUGAGCAUCCGGCAUCUCACGCCCCGCCUUAAAGACACAGCCUGGGGGCUCUGGAUGGAGGCCUUAUGCCCCGAGGCCCAGGGCUCCUUUCCCUCCCUGUCCCCAGCCAUCUCCAGGAAUCCCCAUUACCGCGCAAGCGCUGUCGUGGCCGGAGCUGACCGCUACAGCCCCAGGAGUGGUGAGACCGCCGUUAGCGCCACGUGCCUGAGGACCAGUCGCCGCCACCGAGCAGCGGGGUUUGAGUGCCUGCUUCCGGGUUGUGGCUUUGUUGGCACUGAGCGUCCUGCAAAGCAGCCAGCCGGGCCUGCCUUCCUCUGGCACGGAGUGGAGGAGGUUCAGGGAGGGAGCCGAUCCGCGUGA